UUUAAAUAAAGAAUAAUGUACCAGCCAGCAUUACCACAUCCAAUGAAUCUUGGAGCGAUUUUUAAAUUCGUGAUCAUAAGAAGAUGAUCGAGUCGUCAAUUCGUGGUCAUAAUAUGAUCUGACCAUGACCUGGACGAGAGAGUUGGAUGAGGCGGCUACUGUGGCCACCUCCAAGGGUCACUGGCAUACUAUACUCUUUUACCUGCUUUGUGGUUUGGCUGCCAUACCUACUUCCUUCCUCGUAUUUUCUCAGGUCUUCACGAACGCUACACCAGAACACUGGUGCGCCCCACCACCAGAGCUUGAAGUCCUAGGGCUCCCUGACCACUUUCUACGCAACCUGACGGUACCAGGAUCGCAUGGAGUGUAUGAAGAAUGUCUGACAUACGCUGUAGAUCCUAGAGCGCUGUAUGCUGCGCUUAGUGAUUAUGUUGAUGAAAGGUCAGAGUUAGUACGGGAAGGUGGUGCACUCCGGAUGGUGAAGAUACGUCAACUGGUGCCGGCUGUUGGGGAAAAUGAGAGGAAAGAACAGAUCUCAAAGGUGAAGGAAGCAAUACUGGCGGUCAGGAGUCCGGAGCCAACUCCAUGUGCACACGGUUGGAGGUUCAACACUGAACAUUAUACGAGAACCCUUGUUACUGAAUUCUCCCUGGUCUGUGAUAAGGAGUGGCUGCCGCGAACCAGCAACACUCUCUUCUGGGUGGGCUCCAUCUUCGGGAACCUGUUCUUUGGCUGGAUGUCAGAUCGCUACGGCCGAAGACCAACAAUUCUUCUGAUGAUUCUUUUGGAAGUACCACUAGCGAUUGCAGCGUCAUUCCCCACCACUUAUUGGAGCUACGCUGCGUUUAGGGUGGCUGGGGGACUCUUCUUCCCUGCUCUGUAUCAGCUGCCGUUUAUAUUGGCUUUGGAACUCAUGCCUCCCGCUAAGAGGACUUACGCUGGCAUAGUAGUGGGCAUGCUGUUUGCGACUGGUAUGUGCCUGCUCGCCUUGCUGGCGUACGCUCUGAGAGAUUGGUACCACUUGUCUCUUGCAACCAGCUUGCCUUUUAUUCUUCUCUAUGGAUACUACUGGUUGAUACCGGAAUCACCAAGAUGGUUGGUGGGUCGAGGCAGGAUAGCUGAGGCAGAGAAGGUUUUACGGGACAUUGCCAAGAAGAAUGGCAUAGAUUUGCCCAGAGGAUUCCUUCUGGAGUUGCAUAAAAAGAUCAAAGAAGAAGAUGCAGAAGCUGAAAUAACUAUGCUGAACGUAAAUGGUCAUAUAUCCGGUUACCCAGAGCCAGAGAAAGACGAAUACAUGGACAGAAGAAUAAGCAACAUGAUAUCUUUUAAGCCGGAUCUUACAAAGAUAACGGAAGUCGAGGACAACAGACAAGAGAGUCUCGAAAGGAUUCUCGCUCUAGAAGUAGCCGAAAUCGUAAAUAAGAAAUCCAGAUUGAAGAAUAAAGAAGAAGAAGAUGUAUCUAGUGAAGAAUCUCAUUUGAAUUCAGAUUUGCAACAGAAAUCUACUCAAACUGAACCUUAUUCUAGGUCACCUCCUAAUACUUUAAGAAGAAAAUCUAUACAGUUAGUUACAAGGAUAUUUAUUAAGGAAGAUGGGGAGGAUGUUAUUGAGAAUAAGAAAAUGGAUGAUCAGAAUUCUGAAGGAGACUGCAAAGCAUCUCCGCUAGAUGUAUUUAGAUACCCGAAUAUAAGGAGGAAGUUUUUACUAUUGACUUUCGAUUGGGUUGCAUUAGGUGUUGUGUAUAAUAGUUUAAGUUACAACAGUUCUAAUUUAGGUGUGAAUGACUAUUUAGCUUUCUUUAUAGGAGGUAUUGUAGAGCUUCCAUCCUACUUCAUCGCGUGGCGAUGCAUGGAACGGUUUGGCAGACGAUGGGUUCUCUGCAUCUUCACCUGUAUUGGAGGUGUAGCUUGCCUUAGCUGUGCCUUGGUUCCUGAAGAUAUGCCUUGGGUGACAGUCACUCUGGCCAUGCUAGGCAGAUUAUGUGCCGCGGCUUCGUUUGCAGUAUUCUACGUGUUCAUUGGAGAGCUGUUGCCAACUGUGGUGAGGGCUCAAGCCAUGGGAGCAGCCUCGUUCAUAUGCGGGCUUGGCUUGCUGGCUUGCCCUUAUAUUGUGCAUUUGGCGGUGUACGCUCGAUCUCUCCCCCUGAUCAUCAUGGGCGUGCUCAGCAUGAUGGGGGGAGUGACCUCUCUCUUCCUCCCGGAGACCCUCAACCAGCCUCUACCACAGACCUUGGGAGACGGAGAGAUGUUCGGGAGAAACUUCAAAAUACUUAGCUGUGUUGAGAAGGCAAAUGAGAAGUGAUCCAUUCUAUGCUGUUCCUUGAUGAAUCCGAAGAUCGUCUCCUUAUUCUACGAGUUACUCCUAUCUUGAGUCUGUUCCUGGCGAAGCCAUACCGCGAUUUGGAAAUUCGGUCACUUGGGGCACUUAGGGGAAAGAAAGCAAUUCAUCCAAGUAAACCCGCGCAAUGUGCAGGCUAACCAAUGCUACUGAUUCCUGAAGACACCAACUUAAUUUUUAAUUUAGUUAUAAAUAGCUUUAUCUCUGUCCUGCACCCGUCAUCAGUGAAGAACAGCAUUAUUUUGUGAACCAUCAGAAUACAAUAUAGUUUUGUUUACCAAAAUAGCCACCAAUUAGUCGAGAGGAUAGAAAGUAAUCUUCUUCUUCUUGACGUGUCUUAUUGUGUACUAGAGGUUGGCAAUCAGCUUAUGGACUGUAUGUCUGUCCCUGAUCAUACGAAAUAGCUCUUUAACCAUCGCCACCUUCGUUCCCUUUAUUUGUCUAACCAUGUCAUUCUCGGCUUUUCCUCGCGUCUACGAUCCAAGAUUUUGCUUGACAAUGUUACUUGAAGCAGAUGAUAUCGGUUGUUUCGGAGCACGCAUAAAAACAAUGUAGCACUAAAAUUACAAAACAUAAGCUCAGGACUACAUUCGCCAUUACCCAAUGGCGAAUCAGAACAGUCCAGUCAGAGCAUAGAAUAAGGAAUAAUACUACGUGUAGUACGGCAACUCACCGCGCCCCAACACCGUCUAAGUUAGGUUUACCUCAUCCCCUCGAACAUAGUUUAAACUUGAGUUGUAUGGUGUCAGACGUCACACACACAGAUGUGCGUAUACGAUAACGUCAAUGUGUGGUGUCUGUGUAAAACGAGGUUGUUUGUAUUUUAAGAGAAACACCGAGAACUUGUAUUCACUUAGUUUAUUUCGAAUAACUUAAGAAUUUACAAAAAUGUCAAUAGGUCACGCGGUAGCGCCGCUCGACGUUGCGGAACUGAACGCUGUAGGCUGAACCCUGCCGCCCGCGCACCGGGAAGAGACGUACACGCAGGGAAGCAAAGGGCCUUGUAGUUUAGGGUGUACUAUGGUCGCUCUUAUAGUAUGAAGUGUCUAGGUUGUAGUCAGAGGUACAUUUAUUACACGAUGAACCCAGAUCAUGAGUACCCAAGUUUCACCAAGUUUUAUAUUAGACCAAAAUGAUAGAUGGUGAGCUAUAUCGCCGUCUGCAAUGGUCGGCUUGGUGAUUGCACUUAAGAUAAAUUAACAUUUAUUGGUGCAAGUCUGGUACCUGGGAUCGAACUGGCGCUCCCCGUUUGAGAAGCAAGCCGACUACACUCUGAACCACCGCAUCUUGUUUGUUAGUUAUUGCCAUCGAAAUUUAGUUGAAAUUUGUAAAAAAAACGCUUUCUUAAUUUCACUUUUUUCGUUUAAUUUACUAACGAGAUAUAAUGUAAAUCUUUAUUAAGCAUUUACGAUUACUUUUAUUAAAUGUCAUAAAAUAUACCUUGGUACGGUCACGAGCAUUAAUAUGUAUACACUUUGGUAACAUGUCACAUUAACUUUUUUGACAAACUGAACUGUAAGUCUCACUAAAUGUCAAAUAUGUUAGUGCGACAGAGUCCUAAAGUGGGUACAUUAUAUUGCUCAUGACUGUCCAUUACGUUAAGUGACAGAGUGAUUGAAAUUACAAUAAUUAGGUAGGUACCUAUGUACAAAAAAAUUAGGUAUACUAUAAGUUGUAAAUAUUAGUAAUAAAGUACCUAUGCAAACA
Molecule: messenger RNA, 4045 nt
Organism: Pectinophora gossypiella (pink bollworm)
Lineage: Eukaryota; Metazoa; Arthropoda; Insecta; Lepidoptera; Gelechiidae
Exons: 12
Coding region: 125-2302 (725 amino acids)
Biological process (GO): transmembrane transport
Cellular component (GO): membrane
Molecular function (GO): transmembrane transporter activity
Source: RefSeq, a predicted model, not a curated record